Alligator sinensis (Chinese alligator) is the source of this 2295-nucleotide messenger RNA. Its product is annotated as centrosomal protein of 120 kDa-like. Gene Ontology annotation, biological process: centrosome cycle; interkinetic nuclear migration; positive regulation of centriole elongation. Lineage: Eukaryota; Metazoa; Chordata; Crocodylia; Alligatoridae. Gene Ontology annotation, cellular component: centriole; centrosome. The transcript is spliced from 3 exons. The annotation marks the transcript as partial. The record is from RefSeq and is a predicted model, not a curated record.
GUUGAACUUGAAAGAAAAUUGGAAUCGGCUACCAAGUCAAAGCUUCACUACAAGCAACAGUGGGCAAGGGCUUUGAAAGAACUUGCAAGACUAAAACAGCGUGAGCAGGAGAAUGCUAUGGCCCGUCUCAAAAAGCAGCAGCAAGAGCUGGAGCACAUGAGACUCCGCUACUUGGCAGCAGAGGAGAAAGAACUGGGGAAAACAGAACGACAAGAGUUGGAGGAUAUCAGGAAUGAACUUAACAGGCUAAAGCAACAAGACGACAAAAAACAAUUGCAGGAUUCUGGGGAUGCUUCAUUUGGGAGAAUGGGUGGUCUUCAAGCUAGACAGUUAAAUGAGAGUAUGGACGAUUAUCUCGCGCGCCUGAUAGAAGAAAGAGAUACCUUAUUGAGAACAGGCGUGUAUAAUCACGAAGACCAUAUAGUAAGUGAACUGGAUCGUCAAAUCGGAGAGGCUCUUGCAAAAAGAAGCAGCAGUAAAUAGUGUCUUAGGAACAUGCUUUAAGUAAGUUUUACCAUAAUAAAACAAUCAGUUCUGCAGACUAGAUCAAUGAUCCUGCAGAGACUUAAGCAAAUGCUUAAUUUUCAUACUUCUAGUAAUUUUUAUUGAAGUCAGUGUAAAUACUUGCAGCAGGGUUGUGUUUUUCCUUUUGUAUUAAUAUUUUUGUACUGAGGUAAUUUAUAUAUAGAUAAAUAUAUAUUUUUUGUAUUUUCUGUUUAAACAUUUUCUACCUCUCUUCCUAUCACCCAAGCUGGAUUUAUCAGUAAUACCAUUUUAAAAUAUCCAAUCUAGACCUUUGUUUGGUAUUUUUCAUAAUUUAUUGUUUAAUGGAUUUCUUUUGAAAUAGCUUUUCAAUAAAAUUGUGCUAAGAAAAAGUGACUGCAAUAAUUUACAGUGAUAUAACUUUUUAAAAUGAUGAACUAAAAAUAUAAUGUGCUUUGAUAAAUGUCAUAUCCUCUUACAUUUGCAAAUGAUUUUAGUUUUAGUUCCUGGGGCCACAACUAAAUUAUUACUUGCCUGAAUAUUUUAUUUUAGCAUGAAGGCUUUUGAAAAAUUGACGCUUGCAAAUGACAAAGUUUGAAAUGAAAAAAAAAUGCUUAAAUUUAGCAAGCAGAAACUCCAUGAAAUAUUUAGGUAACUGAUCAUUCUUGGACUGCAAAAGGAUUUCUACUCUAAGAGUUUUACAUGAGAGGGGAUUGCAAAGAUGAAUUGCUGAUAAAAAAGAUUAAGGAUUUUAAUGAGGGGAAUAUUUAUGCAUGUGCUUAUUUUAGGAAAAUGUGGGAAAUAUUGAUUCAGUGAUUGUAACCACAUGUUUAAAUACCAAUUCAUGUUUAAUGCAAAUAAUCAGGGCUUUUUCUACAUAGGAAUAUUUCCUAAAUAAUGACUUAAUCAGCUGCAAUGACUAUAAAGCUUUAUUUUCCCCUUCAAGCUGUAUAUUUCUCAGUAAAAGCACCUACUAGUGUUUUUCAGCCUUCUGUAUCUUUUUUGAAAUUGAUACAAAAAUACUAAAAAUACAAAAUGUUAUAUGUUGGUUAAUUGACUAAGGGGGGCAGAGUAUGGAGCACAAACAGUUAUAUGGGUUUUUGUGAUAUCCAGAGUUGAAAUCAUUACAAUUCCAAGUUACAAGUCCUAGACUUGUACAGCAGAGUGGAAUUUUGCAGUGUGGAUGGUGUGUGGUUUUUAUGUACAUUUCACUAGCACAUGUUUGUUGCCUAGAUAGAUUUUACAUAUAUCUGUAUCAAAAAUGGAAACGUUUAACAUGUUUUAUUUCAGUUUUAUUUCAUACAUGAAUGAAGUUAGUUAAUUCUGAGAGAUCUUUUUUAUUUUAUUUUAUUUAUUUAUUUAUUUAUUUUAAGUGUCAUUGGACUUGUGGCAUUGGGGUCAUGUAAGUACCACUUUUUUUCUUUUAGCAACUUCCGUGUUUUGAAAUGCAGAAUUCUACCACAGAACUCUUAUUUAGCAGAAUGUUUGUUUAAGGUCAUUUGAAGAAAAUCCUAACAUUGCAUUAAAAAAAUACAGUAACAAAAAGACUUUCCAUUGGGAACCAUCACCUACUAAUGAUGUCAUAACAUGCUUUUAUAACACUAAAUAAACUUGCCAUACAUUGUAAAUGUUUAUUUUUAAUAUUAAGUGGUUUAAAGACGUUAAGAGCAAAAAAUAAAAGUUACUACUUGCAAUAAAAAUAAAUGUGUGGUCAAAAAAUAACCAUUAUAAAUGCACAAAGAAUAAUGUGGAGAUAUGAAACAUAACCAUGUAUUGCUAAUAUGUGUUCGUAGGAAAUAAAGUACAAUAACU